AUGUCUGGCGUUCCUUCCCGACGCGGGAUGCUCCAGUCCGAGAGCAUUCAGAUUUUGUGUCUGACAGCAUCCAGUGGGGUUCCACUGUUCUCCCGUGGCUCCUCCAAGCAGCUUCCCUUUUCCAUAAUCGGCUCCCUGAAUGGCGUGCACAUGUUUGGUGCUGGUCACGAUGCCGUUCUGUCCUGCUGUGAGACGCGGCAUGGAGGACAGGUGAUCUGGAGAGUGUUCCAUGACAGCUUAAUGCUUAUUGCCGUGAGCAGCCACGCUAACGUGAGCGAGCUGCAGUUGCGCCGGCUACUGGAGAACGUGUGGAACUGCAUGGUGCUUGUUUUAGGGCUGGACGAGCUGACCAAUGCGCGGAAUGUGGAGCGGCUGAAACGGGAGUUGCGAUCCUGCUACCGUUUAAUCGAUGCGCUUCUCGAACGCAGCACGAAACUGGACAGUAAGGGGCUUAUGGGAGAUUUAACACAUUGCGCUGAUUGUAUUCUGGUUUCUCAACCCUCCGUCCUGCAGGAGGCGCUAGAUGCAUUCAGCAGGGCUGUUGAAAGCGAGUUCGGCUGCUUGCUUAUCGAUGGCAGGCUAGCGUUGGGUACGGAGAAAUGGUGGCGCCUCGCUCCACAGGAACUCGUCCUUCUUACGACUCUUGUGAAUUUGCCUUCUGGAGUAACUUCAAGUGAAUAUCCUGUUUAUUUACCUCAAGGUAGCCCCAACGUUGCCCACAGGCUGCUGUGCUUCCAUUUGCUACCCGGUGCCGUGGUUUGUGCCCUGUGCGGCCCUAAAACAUCUCUAUUUCAGGCAGAAACUGCACUAGUUAGCCGUUUUUGGUUUCCAGUAGUGGAAAAUCUGCGCUCCUGUCUGAAACAAGCCGAGCAAUCGGCUCUUUCCCCUUCCGUAAGUCUACGCCGGGACGUCCUAGCUCUGCUGCUAAUCAACCGCGACUCACGCCGAUCCCUAACAACUCUCGGCCCCGGCUCGUCAAAAUCUCGCCACUGGGAACUUCUGCGCCUGUUCUAUACGUUCGCAGAGACUCGCUACUUUGCACCGGAGGAAGCACCAGUGUCAGUGCCAGUGCCAGUGCAGUCUACGACUACAACCACAGAUCCACUUCACGAAAACUUUUCCAAAGGUUUUACCCAUCAGCCCGUGCACUGCUACCUCGUGACUGAUGAAUGUAAAUGCUAUGCCAUACAAACACCUCAGCAUCAACUGUUCCUCCUCACAGAUCCCUCCUUGCCCACCUUCGCCCUACGCUCCAUCACCACUCAAACACUGGAUGCUCUGACCACGACGACAGGCUUCUAAUCAUCACUGGGUUACAGGACUCUCUCAGCAGCUCGGGGUAAAAUGGCUCAGGAUGUGGGGCAGCACCGGCA
Messenger RNA from Trichomycterus rosablanca, 1373 nucleotides. It is a transcript of the gene fuz, whose product is annotated as fuzzy planar cell polarity protein. The record is from RefSeq and is a predicted model, not a curated record. Gene Ontology annotation, biological process: non-motile cilium assembly; vesicle-mediated transport. Bases 1 to 1302 code for a protein of 433 amino acids. The transcript has 2 exons. Lineage: Eukaryota; Metazoa; Chordata; Actinopteri; Siluriformes; Trichomycteridae.